This is a messenger RNA of Sclerotinia sclerotiorum 1980 UF-70, 1107 nucleotides long. RefSeq lists its product as hypothetical. Bases 1 to 1107 code for a protein of 368 amino acids. Gene Ontology annotation, molecular function: oxidoreductase activity; zinc ion binding. The record is from RefSeq and is a predicted model, not a curated record. The transcript is spliced from 2 exons. Lineage: Eukaryota; Fungi; Ascomycota; Leotiomycetes; Helotiales; Sclerotiniaceae.
AUGCGUGCUGUCAUCUGGGCAGGUGUGCCUUUCCAGAUGAAUGUUACGAACUUACCUAUGCCAACUGUUCAAAGCCCAACUGAUGCACUCGUCCGAAUCACUACCGCAGCGAUCUGCGGUACUGACCUUCACGUGUACCAUGGAGUGUACGGCAGCAGCAAUGUUCCUUAUACAAUCGGCCACGAAGCUAUUGGAGUGAUUUCUGAAAUAGGCAGUGCGGUGACGGGUUUUUCAGUCGGUGACAGAGUAAUCAUACCAGAUGGUGUUCAAGAUGGUCACAUUGGUGGUCAAUCCCAUCUAGCAUAUGGCCUAGGUUCGGAUUAUGGCAUGUCAGACGGUCUUCAAGCUGAGUACGCUCGAGUUCCUUGGGCAGACGGUAACCUUAUGGCAAUUCCACCAAGUAAUGGUACGAAUCUAGACAACGAUUAUCUCCUCGUAGGAGAUAUCUGGGGAACCGCUUGGGGAGCUAUCGACUAUUCUGGGUUUCAACCGGGAGACACUGUGGCAGUCUUCGGCGCCGGGCCUGUUGGACUUCUUGCUGCUUACACAGCCAUUCUCCGCGGUGCAUCGCGAGUAUACUCUGUGGAUCAUGUACCUGAGCGACUUAAGAUUGCUGAAUCCAUCGGGGCGAUUCCUAUCAAUUUCAACAACUCCGACCCCGUGGAACAAAUUCUCCGUUACGAGCCGCAGGGCGUAAGAAGAAGUCUUGACUGUAUCGGAUUUGAGGCAGUCGACCAACAAGGCAAUCCACGCGAAAACGAAGUCAUCAUGAAUAUGAUCGCUGUAACCGGCCAACAGGGAGGCAUUGGGCAGAUUGGCAUAUUCGGCGCGUCGAACACUUCAACUGGAACCCCUCUCGCGGACACUUUGUCACACACCAUCGACUUUCCUAUGUCCGACUUCUUCAGCAAGGGAUUGAGUAUGCGAAGUGGACCUGUUGAUAUUGAAGCGGUUGCUCCUAAUCUCAUUGAGCUAAUUUCGAGUGGUCGCGCGCGACCAAGCUUCAUUGUUAGCUCAGAAAUCAACAUUGAACAGGCUCCAGAAUACUUCCGUCGCUUCGACGAGCAUUUGGAGACCAAGGUCAUGAUUCGCUUUCCUGAAGCUUGA